CCCAGAAUGAAUGAAGGCAGGAUUCACUUUCUAUAAACCCUGCAUGGCGGGGUAUAGCAGCAGUGUUAGUGGGGCGCUCACCUCCUGUACACCCCCGUCAUGUUGCUGGGCCAUGGCCAACAGCAUCCCGUCAAAGCGCUCAUCCUCGGCCGCCCCAGCCAUAGCUCUGCACACACAGCCACACGCUGCUCUACUACCGGGAGCCUCAGUUCCACUUCCUACCGCCGGCAGCCAAUCAGCGUGAGGCAGGGUUGCUAUAGUGACCGAUACAGCGGCCAACUGACAGAAUCCCCUACUGGCCUAUCCCAAUCACCAACACUCCAUAACGCGAGGCAGCAGCCAAUCGCAGAGCGGACAAGCGGCUAUUGCGCUCGGUGAGCUUCGCCUUCGGUACACCCCGCACGCGUUUAUCGGCGAACGUUCCAGAAAGGCCGCACUGUAGUCUUUGGUAAGAUGGAGUGCGCCCGCGUGACAAGGGUUCGCCCCUCCCAUUAAGAAGGCUACCCGUGUCCCCCACUAAGAUGGCGCCGAGCUAGUACGUUGUAUUCUUUACCAAGAUGGCGGCGGUCACUUCCUGUAGCAUGAUGGCCGGCCCGGAUAGCUCGGUUCUGUUCUUGAUUAGUGGGAUUCCGCACACGUUUCGCUCGGCCCAACUACGCAACUAUUUCAGUCAGUUCGCGGAGAGUGCGGGAUUCGUGUGUUUUCACUUCCGCCACCGGCCGGAAAGACGGGGAGCAGCUAAUGGGGGGACCUGCUGCUGCCCGGUGACUGUCCGAGCGGAGAGGGCACGGAGCUUCGUGACAAUGUACAACGGGAAACCAUGGCUGGAUGCAGGCGGGAGCCAGCUCCCUGGGCGCUGUGUGAUCCGGGGGGUUCAGGAGGCGCCAGAGAAAGGUACGAGUCCAGGCCUUAGUGUGGGUGUUAAUCCACUCUGUGUCUGUGUGUUUGUUUUAUUAACCUCCAUUUGGUAUCUGACGCCAUGUGAACGAUGGGACAAAUGAGUUCACACACACACUAUGUAUUGAGGGUUUUAAUAGGAACACUGUAGGCACCCAACACUUCAGCUCAUUGAGGUGAUCUGGAUGCAGUGUCCCUGUCCCUCAUACUCCUGCAAUGUAAAUCAUUGAUGUUUUAAAGAAACUACAAUAAUGACAGCAGGACUAAGACUGCAAGAGACACCUUUCUCCAGCGCUGGGGACUCUCCUCCAUCUUCUGAUGCAUGCGCGGCAAGAGCAGCGAGCGCAUUCAAUCCGUCCAUAGGAAAGCAUUUCUCAAUGCUUACCUAUGGUCACAAGUGUCUUCACAGUGAGAACCGCGGAAGCCUCUAGCGGCUGUUAAUGAGACUGAAACUGCAAUGUUUACAGCUGCAGGGUUAACCCUAGAUGGACCUGGCACCCAGACCACUUCAUUGAACUGAAGUGGUCUGGGUGCAUAUAGUUGUCCUUUAAGAGCCCUCUGGGGAGGCCCAGAGGGCUCUAUAGUGUUAUUAAUACAGAUGUGUAUUACUAACGCUAUUAUUAUUUAUAAAUGAAGACAAGUUCCAUAGCGCUGUACGAUGGGUGGACUAACACACCUAUUUGUAACCAGAUGAGUUGAAUGCACAGAAACAGAGGGAUUGAGGGCCCUGCUCAAUGAGUUUGCAUUCUAGAGGGAGUGUGGUAUAGUGACACAAAAGGUAGGGUAGGGUAGAAAAGUAGGUUGCUAUUCCCUUUAAGGAACUUGUAUAUUAUACCCUGGAUGUCCCAUUCUAUGUAUAUUGAAAGCUUUUAUGAAAAUAAAAAGCACCACCAUACACCAAAAAAAAUCAAACACACAUAUAUUUCAUUUUUAUUUUUAAUGAUCAUCUUUUUGCAAAACAAAGGGCCCAAAAUGGUAUGUCUUAGAUAUGAACAAGUUGAUUUCUUACCAAUCGUCUGUCACAUAACUUCCAUAUUGGCUUGUUAUUGCAGCUCCACCAGAUUUUCCAUACAAGACACGGCGAGAGCUGCUGUGUGAUAGGCCUGAAGAAGAGCAACAAGUGACUGCAGCAGAAAUAAGAAGCCUGUCUGAAUUAAAUCCGCCAAUGCUCAUGCCCCAAGGUAAUGUUGGCACCCCUACUAAGUUCUUCCUGCAGCUAAUUCGCUCGUGUCGGAUGCCGCCAAGGCUCAUUGCACGAUUGGGCUUAAAAUUUUCUAGCAAGGGGCGUCGUUAUUCCAAGGUCCCGUUCUUGUAUUCUGGGACAGACACAGUAAAGGGCAAGAAGGCAGUCUAUACCGCAAGUGGCCAAGAGAUUAUCAAGGGUGCCAGUCUUGAAGAUUGUGUGAAAAGCUCAGAUGUGGAUCAAGAGGAACCUUCAAGUUCUGAUGAUGUAAGUUUGGGUUAAUUUAUGUAAGAUAUUGUGCAUAAAAUUUCAAGGUAAGCCAGAUAUUGAACUUGAUUAUAGGGAGCAAAUCUGAGUCCAUGUUUAAUGUUGUGCAAGCACAUUGGAAUUUCUUAAAGUAUUAUUGCGACAAAAAUCCAUUAAUUUGCCCAAUAAAUAAUUUUUCAUAUGUGUGACUCUCUAUACAACCAGUCUAGCCAAUCAAUGUUAUUAAGUUGAUGGAUUUAAACAGUACCAAGAACCCUCACAGGCGAGGGAGAUCUAUGGCACACUCACCACACGUGGAUUUCCACAUGCCAUGCCAUGUAAAGCAGAUAAACUUUGUCCUGGGGUCUUGCAUACCCUCUCAAAUGGCUUCACAAUGCUGAACAAUAAAAUGUCUGUGUAUAUGCUAAAGUAAAUUACUGUAUUAAAAGAACACUAGAGUGCCCUGAGGGUGCCCCCACCCUCAGGGUCUCACUCCCGUGAGGCUGAGGGGGUAAGGAAGGGGUUAAUCCCUUACCUUUUUUCCGGAGCUGGGACUCUCCUCCCUCUUCUUCCGUCAUUGGCUGAAUGCGCAUGUGCGGCAAGAGCCGCACGCGCAUUCAGCCAGUCUCAUAGGAAAGCAUUAUCAAUGCUUUCCUAUGGAUGCUGGCGUCUUCUCACAGUGAAUAUCACAGUGAGAAACGCAGAAGCGCCUCUAGUGGCUGUCAAUGAGACAGCCACUAGAGGCUGGAUUAACCCAUAAGUAAACAUAGCAGUUUCUCUGAAACUGUGUUUACUGCAAAAAGGGUUAAACCUAGCUGGACCUGGCACCCAGACCACUUCAUUAAGCUGAAGUCUGGGUGCCUAUAAGUCUGGGUGCCUAUAGUGGUCCUUUAAGAAUGUAUCCGUGAAUACUACAAAUUUUAUUUCCACUGUAAAACAUUGUAUUACACCGGCAGGCAUUCACUUUUAAGUAAAAGUCUUAUUGCAGAAUGUCAUAGAGCAAGAUAAAACAUUGAGCUAUACUAGUUCCAAUGACAAUUUCAUGGAUAGUAUCCUAUGUUUGUAGGACAAUGACACUUGUGAAGAAUGGGAAAGGCAUGAGGCUCUGCAUGAGGAUAUUACUACACAAGAGCGUAGCAAAGAGCGGUUGUAUGAGGAGAAGAUUGAACUGAAGUGGGAGAAAGGUGGCUCUGGUCUGGUCUUUUAUACAGAUGCUCAGCUGUGGCAAGAAGAGGAAGGAGGUAAUCUGUUUGAUAGUCUGUACUGUACUCAUUUCCCAUGUCAUAUUUUUCUUUAACUCUUUAUUUACUUUCAUGAUCAACCCUAAUAACUUCUUUGCUCGUUGAAUUCUGCCUCUGAGAAUACAAUCUAGCAAAGUAACACAGAGCUUGAAUUGAACUAGAUGGGUCCAUACUCUUAUCAUAUGAACUAAAGGAGUUAGUGGUGGUUGGAUAACUUGUGGUACAAGGUACUGUAAUAAUAGCAAAUCUUAGUAGCAGUAGAGGUUAACUUAUCUAAAAAGAGUAGGAAUAAUAGUCAAAUCACAAAAAAGAAAACUGGUGUUAAAUGAGGGGUUAUUUAGUGUUGUUGGUUCUGAGCAGUUGAGACUUUUGAUGGAAGCAAGACAGAUUGCGUCUCAUGCUCUGUACAUUAAAUACACUAAUUGAUAUGUUACGGGACAUAUCUACACAGAUGAGGUGUUUUAUUUUUCCAAAGGUUUUACAGCUAUGGAUAGGAGCUCAUGCAAACAUUUAUAUUAACAAGUAUUAAUGGACUUUCUAAGCAGGUAUUCCAGAGCAUACCUACAUUGUUUAUUUGGUAGGCCGACAAUAUGAAGGCAACUGUUUACUAAAUUUGUUAAAAGUACAAAUGAGAGCACCAGGCAGGGGGGAGGGAGCAUGCUCAUUAAGUCCAUAACUGUCGGUCUUAUAUGUGAUCUUUUAAGGCCAUUCGACUAUUAACUUCUGGUGUCUACUUACUUCUUUUUAUUGCAUGUUUGUUAACAUCUUGUUCAUAGUAUUUUUGUGUUUAUCCAUCUUAUAACAUGUUUUUCUUUAUAAGAUUUCGACGAGCAAACAGCUGAUGAUUGGGAUGUAGAUAUGAGUGGAUAUUAUGAUGCUGAAGCUGGGGACAAGGAUGCCAGAGACUACCUAAAAAUGCGUCUAGAGACAAGGAGGCGUAAUGGCCUGGACGAUGCAGAUUAUCAUGGUGUGGGAGGUUUUGAACAACACACCAAGGUUAGGAAAAUAUAUUGUCUGGUUAUAUAUCUAUCUACAGUGCAUUCAAAAAGUAUUCAUAUCCCUUAACAAUUUUUUAUUUUUUAUUUAUGUUGCUGUCUUGUGCUACAAUUGUUUCAAUUUUAUUAAAAAAAAAAAAAAAACACUUAUUUUUUUAAUGACAAUGCAAAACUCAGAUUGCUGGCACCAUUGCAAGUAUGUUAAAAAUGAAAGCCUGAAAUAUCAGACCGACACUCCAGACCCUUAUAGCAGAUUUGUUACUUUUGGGGAUCGCCGGUUAGUAUUUUGUGGCUGCAGUGCGCAGUGAAAGGUAGGUUUAUUUACCUGAAACUGUCCUUUGCGGUCACCAUCUUCUUCCUGGAGGUCCUCUUUGGCUCUUGACUCUUAAUUUGCAUCAGUGCUGUUCAUGUGUGAGAGUAUAACACUGAGACAAUGCCUAAAUCCAAUAGUUGUAACUUGUUAUGGCUGCUAGGAAUGGGUCAGAGUUGAUGGCGGAACUCUGUCUUUUGUCAACAUUUGCCAACCUCAGUCUAGGCUAUAAUACAAAGUAUUCUCUAUUUUGUCUUAAAGUAUCUUUGGAUUAUAAAGGAUUGCCAACAAAGUCCUCAUGGGUAUUUCAUUAAUAUUAUAUCUUUCUGAUAUACCAAGAAGUGAAACCUCAGUUAACUCCUACGAUUUGAUAAGCUUUCCAAAUGAUUAAAUACAGCUAGAAAAACUUUCCAAGUUAUUUAUCUACAGAAAUCCGCAUUAAAAUCACAUGGGAAGUUUUGAAGAUAAAUCAUUUGGAUUUCUUUCUAACAGUAUUGAAUCAUUUUGGAAAGCUUAUUAAAUUGAGGACUUAGUUGGCAGUAAUUUACAGGUAUUCCAGAGAAUACCUAAAUUGUUUAUUUGAUAGGCUGAUAAGUGAAAGGCAUCUAUAGUGGUUAUGGUGCUUGGAGUGUUCCUUUGUAGUCUUGGAGUUUAGAGCGCUUCUUAAUCCUAGUCUAGCUGUGAAAAGCUUUUGCAGUGUAGAUGUUUGUGUUUCUUGAUCUCGUUUAAUUGCUUUGGGAAGAAAGUCUGCUUUUGUUCGAUUUCAAUUUGGCUGAACCUUUUGAGUUUUAGUUUAAAAAAAAAAAAAAAAAUUACUGUAGCAAUGAGAGUGUUUUUGGAAAUAGCAGGGAUGAAUUUGGCUCAUUUCCGUUAGCAUUCAGUCGUUAUGGAAUACAGUGGACUACAGUGGGAUCAAAACAAAACCUGGAAUUUGAUUAUAUGUCUGUCCAACCGUAAUUCACCUCUUUCAUAUUAAGUUCACCAACACUUAUUAUAUAUCAUUUUAUUCAGGGAAACGGGGCUUUCAUUUAACAUCAAAUAGUUAGCUAAGAAAUAUAACAUAUAAAAAAGGGGAGAAAAUAAGAAUUUUUUUUUAUUUCUUUAAGUUUUAUAUGACAUUGUAACUGUGAAUGUCAUAAUACUGUUUGCUUUUACUGCAAUAAAAUACACAUAUUUGUAUUCCGCAAGGUCUCACGUGUAAAACAGUACCCCCUAUGUACAGGUUUUAUGGUGUUUUGGGAAGUUACAGGGUCAAAUAUAGCAUGUUACACUUUUCAGUUGUUUCACAUUGAAAUUCGCCAGAUUGGUUACGUUGCCUUUGAGACCAUAUGGUAGCCCAGGAAUGAGAAUUACCCCCUUGAUGGCCCCCUUUUGGCCAGUGUUUGUGACGUCUAAAAAAGACAGGACAUACCCCAUUUGCAAUACAUUGGGUUGUCUACUCUUGCAAAUGGUAUCCCAUAAUGGGGGUAAUUUUUAUUCCUGGGCUACCAUAGGGUCUCAAAGGCAAUGUAACCAAUCUGGCGAAUUUCAAUGUGAAAAAACUGAAACACAUGCCUUCUAUUUGACUCUGUAACUUUUGAAAACACCAUAAAACCUGUACAUGAGGGGUACUGUUAUAUUCAGGAGACUUCGCUGAACACAAAUAUUAGUGUUUCAAAACAGUAAAAAGUAUCACAACAAUUAAAUUGUCAGUGUAAGUGUCAUUUGUGUGUGAAAAAUGCAUCUUUGUAAUACAUUUUACUGGUAAACGCUAAUAUGUGUUCAGUGAAGUCUUACGAGUAAAACCGUACCCCCCCCCCCCCUAUGUACAGGUUUUAUGGUGUCUUGGAAAGUUACAGGGUUAAAUAUAGUGCUAGCAAAUUAAAUUCCAUGGACUUUCGGCCUGGGUUGUCAGGCAGGUCCCACAAAUUGUAAUUAAUAAAAUGACCUAGUUAUUUAAAAUAUUACAUAAAUAUACGUAGAAUUAUUAUUAAAAUAUAUAUAUUUUGUGUGCGGGAUAAUAGUGGAUGUAUGAAUAAAUGAAUGUGAUUUCGAUAAUAACAAAAGUUGAGGUGUGCCGAAACCAACGAGAGGUUAGACCUGCAAUAAAGAGGGCAAAAAUUAAGAAAGAAUUUUCAUUUAUUUCACACGUAACAUUUAUUUAGACAUAUUAUAGAAAGCAAGGCUGAUUUCCUUCUCUGGGUUUGGAAUGUACCUAUUGUAUGCAGAGGAUUUCCAGCGACCCAUAUUCUUAAUGAUAUGUGUCGGCACAUAAUCGACAGACGCUGCUGUGGAUGCCCCAAUUCGAAAUGAAUGACCUGAGAAUGAGGCUGGAUUGAAGCUUAGUCUGAGUAAUAGUGUGUGUAUGUGUAGCAUGAAUUGUUUGGUGAUAAGUGGUUUUCCGUAAAGAGAUAACAGUGGGUUAUCAGGGUUUUUAAAGGACCACUCUAGGCACCCAGACCACUUCAGCUUAAUUAAGUGGUCUGGGUGCCUGGUCCAGCUAGGGUUAACCCAUUUUUUAAUAAACAUAGCAGUUUCAAAGAAACUGCUAUGUUUAUCAAUGGGUUAAGCCUUCCCCCUAUUCCUCUAGUGGCUGUCUCAUUGACAGCCACUAGAGGCGCUUGCGUGCUUCUCACUGUGAUUUUCACAGUGAGAGCACGCAAGCGUCCAUAGGAAAGCAUUGUAAAUGCUUUCCUAUGCGACGGGCUGAAUGCGCGCGCAGCUCUUGCCGCGCGUGCGCAUUCAGCCCAGGAGGAGGAGAGGAGGCAGAGAGCUCCCCGCCCAGCGCUGGAAAAAGGUUAGUUUUUAACCUUUUCCCCUUUCCAGAGCCGGGCGGGAGUAUGUUUUCCUGGCACUAUAGUGGUCCUUUAAUGGUCUGAUUCUAAAUUAAAUUGUCCAGCACUUGAACUGGACACCAUUUGGAAAAGGUAGGCUAAGAUUUAAUUUCUACUGUGGUGCUUGUCUGGUUUGUUUUAGUAUGGGGGAUCGAUGGUAUGUAAUGGUCGUUUACUUUUAAGUAUUUUUGCUUAAGGCAUGACUUGAGGUAGGACGUUUUUUCUACUGAAAAUUGUUGGGUCUUAAAAACCUGAAAAAAGACAGAUAAGCUGCUGACUUGAUUACCAGGUUAGUGGUAUUGUCAAAAGGAUUUUUGCCUAAUAAUUCUCAGAUUUUUCUAAAGAUAUUACUGUCUAUGGGAAGUCUUUUCAGGGGUUUUUGAACUUUUAUUCUUUGAAUAUCUUUCAGUAUGGUUUUUGACCGGAUAUGUGGAUAAGAUUGGUGUUUUGUUUGGGUAAAGUGCCAACAUGGAAUGUUGUAUGCUUGUCAAGUAUAGUUUAAUAGUAUUAUAUGCUAGUUUCAAAGAGAAGUGGCAAAAAGUUGUGUAUGCAACCAUAGUUUCCACAGAAAGGACAUUUAUUACAUUAAAGUCACACACAAACUUUUUAAACCGUAUGCUCUAGCAUAAGCUUUUUCGGUGUUAACUGACAAUCCAGCUUGUGCGAGUAUUCUGCUGUGUUUUAAUAAUUUAAAGCAUGAUUAGGCCUUUGAACUGUGGAGGUUCUUUGGGAUGAACGUUCGUUGUAGGAUGAAGUCUGAAAAACUCCUGGAAAUUAGAACGUGACAGAGCAUCAGCUUAUACAAAACGCCUGGAACAUGGAUACAAUAUAAGUAGAACCUAAAAUUAGCUGCCAACCAGGUAAGUUUCCUUCCUAAAUUCAUAAUCGUAAGGGAUUGAGAGCGGUCUUUGUUAAUAAUUGUCUGGAUACUGAAUUUAGCAUAAUACCCAGGAAAGUUAUUUCUGUACUGGGACCUUUCGUUUUGUCUGGGCUACAGGAACACCCAAUUCCUUGAAUAGGGAAAGUUUGCGUUGUAAACUGUAUGGUAUGUAGUAGUGUGGUUUAAUAGAGAGAAAAUCCUCAAGAUAGGUGAUCACAACUGGACAUUUACUUUUGUUAAGUAGAGCCAGGUCAAGUUAUCUGCGAAUAUAUUGGAAAAAUUUUUGGUCUACUUUUGGAACCAAAAGUCAGUCUUGUCACAAAAAUAGUAUUUAUCCUCCCACUUAACGCCAUGCAGAUGCUAGAGUGAUUGAUUGAAUUGGUAGUAGUUUAAAAGCAUUUGUGAUGUCUGUUUUACUUAACCAGGCUGCCUUGCUAAAGUUAAUAAUAGCUUGUAUGGCAUUGUCAAUUUUUUUGCAUAUGUAAUGAGAAGUCUUCUGAUGGUAUUAUUGAACUUAAACUAGGGUUAGUGGAAGAGUCAGGGGCUGAGAAAUCAAUAACGAGUCUCUUUUUGUUAAAUCUACCUGCAGCUAUGCCUCUAGGGUUUGUUCUCCAAGAGGUGAACGGUGGAGUAGAGAAGGGCCCUAUCAGAAAACCAUUCUUGAUUUUCUUUAUUGAGUAGUUCUUGUAAAAAAGUUGGGUCUGUUAGUGCUGAUUGUAGGUUGGGGCAUUCUAGGAUGCCUGGGGGGAGUGCACCAAAGCCCGUGUGAAACCUAUUGCACAAGAUGGUGUUUUUAGUGCUGCAAAAUGUCUACAGAACAACUGUGUCUAACUUGUCCCAGUCAGUACAAAUUAUACAAAUGGAACAAAUUGAGAGCACUCAUUGGAUUUAGUAAACAAAAAAAUAUAUUAAAUCAAACGCAUAUAAAUCAACGUUUCGACCGUCUAGCGGUCUUUAUCAAGAUCUUGAUAAAGACCUCUAGACGGUCGAAACGUUGAUUUAUAUGCGUUUGAUUUAAUAUAUUUUUUUGUUUACUAAAUCCAAUGAGUGCUCUCAAUUUGUUCCAUUUGUAUAUUUUGCACGGAGAGGCACCUGGUCAUUGCUGAAUUAAUGCUUUUGCUAUGGGAUGAGUACCAGAAACUAUUGUGAGAUAGAGAAUAUAUAUAUAAAUUUUUAUUUAUUUCAGGCUGCAGGGGGACUACCUGUAAUUACAGGUGCUCCCCCUGCUGGCACUGCUGUGGACAGCUAUGCCGUCCAUGUGAUCGAGAGGUCCUCGCAAGGACCUCUCAAUCACAUGGCCCAGGAGGGAGUUCCCCCCCACCGCGAUCGCCGGGGAGCGGAUAAGUACAUAGGACGGCAGGGACGUGCUAUGCCAUCCUUCAGUGGUUAAUUGAGCCAAACUAAAACAGCUGAAUUUGCAAAACCGAAUUUGAUAUUUAUUGUAUAGACCUUGCAGUGCAGAAUGUAAUGCUUCCUGUGAUAAAUAAGCCUUCUCUCUAUUCACAGGGUAUUGGAAGGAGAUUGAUGGAGCGCCAUGGAUGGACUGAAGGGACUGGACUAGGAGCUAGGGGAGCUGGAAUGCCUGAUGCUUUGGAAAACGAUGGCCAGAACCCAAAAUGCAAGCGAGGCCUGGGGUGAGUUUAGAUAAAUUAAAUAGUAUAUGGUGAUUUUAUUUUGGAUUUAUGGCUAAUUCAUUAAACCUAUUUUAAACAGCUACCACGGGGAGAAAUUACAGACCUUCUGUUCAGUAAAGAAAAGACCCUCUCACUUCAUUUCAACUGUUUAUGAUGAACCACAGCCCCAAGACAUGGGAGACAUGCUACUCAGAAGACAGCCCACUACUGCAAUGAAGUAUCAUAGGAACACCGUGUAUAAUGGUGGCAAAACAUAGCUUUCAUGUUCAGAGCAUAAUUUGUAAAUUCAAGAUUGUUUGCAACUGAAGGACAUUGAUUUUGAUUACAGAUGUCAGCCACUGCACCAGAACUUUUAUUACAUUUCAAAACCAUAUUAAUAUAAGUGAAUCAGACUUUUUAGAGCUAUUUAUUUGACUUGAAAAGUGAAUCCAUAAUUUUUUGUCAUUUUAAAAUAAACGUACAUGGAUUUUAUUAAGCUUGUAGUGAAAUAAUUGGGGCUUACAGUUUUCACUCUUUUGUCAUGAAUUAAAUAGUUAUGCUGUGAGAUUGUGCACAAUGUACUUUGACUUGAGAAUGUUAUGUGUAAGGAGUUAAAUCGGUUUCAAAUACUUUCACAACAAUGCAGUUUUAAUUUCACAAAAU
Molecule: messenger RNA, 10841 nt
Organism: Pelobates cultripes (western spadefoot toad)
Lineage: Eukaryota; Metazoa; Chordata; Amphibia; Anura; Pelobatidae
Source: the annotation of a GenBank genome assembly